Osmerus eperlanus (European smelt) is the source of this 2700-nucleotide messenger RNA. RefSeq names its product exonuclease 1 (gene exo1). NCBI's taxonomy places the organism in Eukaryota, Metazoa, Chordata, Actinopteri, Osmeriformes, Osmeridae. Gene Ontology annotation, biological process: mismatch repair; DNA recombination. The transcript has 14 exons. The coding region runs from base 179 to 2590 and encodes 803 amino acids. Gene Ontology annotation, cellular component: nucleus. Gene Ontology annotation, molecular function: DNA binding; metal ion binding; 5'-3' DNA exonuclease activity. The record is from RefSeq and is a predicted model, not a curated record.
GUGUGCUACCUCUUUUUGCCGCUAAAACUAAAUCUAAAUGUGUUUCUUUUCGGUGGUUUUUACCGUUUUCACACGGGAGUACAUUUAGUUAUGACUAUUUAUAUAGCUACUUAGAUAGCCAGAGUGGAAGCCAAUAUCAAGCCGCAUCAGCAUCUACCCUAGCGAUACAACCAUCAAAAUGGGAAUAUCCGGACUCUUGCAGUUUAUCAAAGACGCUUCAGAGCCCGUCAGUGUGAGAAAGUACAAAGGACAGACAGUGGCAGUGGACACCUAUUGCUGGCUUCACAAAGGGGCGUUUUCUUGUGCUGAAAAGCUGGCUAAAGGGGAACCAACUGACCAGUAUGUUUCCUACUGUAUGAAAUUUGUAGACAUGCUGUUGUCUUUUGGCGUAAAACCUAUCUUGGUGUUUGAUGGAUGCAAUCUGCCAUCAAAACAUGAGGUUGAGAAGUCUCGUCGAGAGCGUCGACAGGCUAAUCUUCAGAAAGGCAAGCAGUUGCUACGGGAGGGGAAGGUUUCUGAGGCCAGAGACUGUUUCACACGCUGUGUCAAUGUCACACCUUCCAUGGCACAUGACGUCAUUAAGGCCGCGAGGACUAGAGGAGUGGACUGUGUUGUGGCUCCAUAUGAGGCAGAUGCCCAGCUGGCCUUCCUCAACAAAGCGGGCAUCGCCCAGGCUGUCAUCACAGAGGACUCUGACCUGCUGGCGUUUGGCUGCAAAAAGGUCCUCCUUAAAAUGGACAAACAGGGUAAUGGGCUAGAGAUAGACCAGAGCCACCUGGGCCGCUGUCGCUCGCUGGGCGAUGUCUUCACAGAGGAGAAGUUUCGCUACAUGUGCAUCCUCUCGGGCUGUGACUACCUGGCCUCGCUGUAUGGGAUCGGCCUGGGGAAAGCCUGCAAGCUGCUGAAGAUGGCCAACAACCCAGACAUCUUGAAGGUCAUAAGGAAGAUUGGCCAGUACUUGAAGAUGAAUGUGACGGUGCCUGAUGAGUACAUCGAGGGUUUUGUGAAGGCCAACAACACCUUCCUCUACCAGCUAGUGUUUGACCCUGUCAGGAGGAAAGUUGUGCCUCUCAACCCUUACCCCGACGACGUCGACCCCUCCACCCUCUGCUAUGCCGGCCGUAACAUAGGAGAUGACAAGGGCUUGCAGAUGGCCUUGGGAAAUCUGGACCUCAACACCAUGAAACCGAUUGAUGACUUCAACCCAGACAGAGCAAACACAAAACUGGUCAAACCUCGCAGCCGUGGAUGGAACGACAGCCGGACCCCCCAGGCCUUCAGCCAGCCCAGCAUCUGGAGCCGAGGGUACAGCCCUGGUAGCAGCUCUCUGUCUGUCGCUCCACCCCUGCCUGAGGGAAGUGCUCUAGAGAGGCCUCCUUCCACCAGGGGGAAGGAGAGAGUUGUCAGUUUGCAGGGACUCAGACUGACUCACAAGGAGGCCUGGGUAAAGAGGCCCAGGGAAAACUCAAGCAUUUCAGAUGAGGAUGUGCUGCUCCAGUACUCUCCCUCCAGUCAGAAAAGACCCAGAGCAGACCUGGACCCCUGCUCCACAGACAGACCUACCUCUACUGCCACCAUACUUGGCACAGCCCAGCCCAAACCACGUAACCGCUUUGCCACCCUGCUCCAGAGGAGGAACCAUGACGGGGAUGGAGAUGGUCAAGGCACAUGCAGCAGGUUUUUCUGUAGCAGCGGCACCAGCGAGGUGGAGAUCCUUUGCCAAGAGUCCUCGGGAGAGAAGGAAAAAGCAUGUGAGAUCAUGCAAAGCCCAAGUGAGGAUUCAUGUAAAACAGUAGAGCUGGACGAGAGCGACGGGCCCAGCAUUCCCUCGGUCGAGACCCCCAGCCCAUCUCCUUCCCCCUCCCCCACGUCUGCCAGUCAGGGCCUGGGGGUCUUUCGGUGGUCUGGCAGUUCCUCUGAAAAAUCCCGGACCACCCCAAUAGCUGUGCAUGGCGUUGCUGCUCUUCAGAAGUUCCAUCGUAAUAAGGAGACCAUCUUCUGGAGCCCGCCGGGCCAGAGCCCCCCAAAGUCCCCCAGCAUGCCGUCACCCGUUCCCUUUAGUCUGCUGGAUGAGGGUCCUCCCCCGGAUUUGCCUCCUACACAGGACAGCGCUUAUUUCUCACAAAGUCAGCACACUUCCUGCCAUGAUGACGAAGGUCCUUCGCCCAACUGUUUGGAGGAAGUUAUCAACCCUUUUAUGAACUCUAGUAAUGAUUUGGACUGUGGUGAGAGGCCCACUUCCUCCCCAGAGACGGUUGAUAGGAAGACAAUCACAAUCAGACCAAAGCAGGUGGCAGGUCUACCCAGGAUGAGGCCCAGUGACCAGCGGAAGGGGACAGCCAUCCGACUGUCUGCCCCAGCCAGGGCCAGCGGACUCAGGAAGAUACCGAAGGGGCCCAGGAAGAAAGCCAGCCCCGGCAACGAGAACAACUCAGGGCUCCAAUCCACCAUCAGUGGUCUAUGGAAAAACUUUGGUUUCAAGAAAGAAAAUGAAAAGAUUUUGCCUUGUCAAAAAGGGGAACCCAUGUCACCAGUGAAGGACAAUGUGCCAGUCCGGAUACCUGAAACGAACAGGGAUAUUUACUUUUAACAUUGUUAUCUUUAAUCUGUAUAACAUACUGUGUAUGUGAAUGAAUUACCAUGGACAUGUGUACAUUAAUCCUAAAAUACAUACAUUUCAGUUUUAAUAAAGCAACCUUC